CUUUUCCUAGGUUGGUCGCCUGCAGCUGUCCCACAACAUGAGUCUGGUCAUUAUCCUGCCUCGAUCCCUGUCGCAGAAUCUUUCUGACGUGGAGAAGCAUCUCAGUGGGGAUACUUUCAAGUCAAUGGUGGCCAAGCUGGAGCACACCCCUUUCAAACCAACGGUGGUGACUAUUCCCAGGUUCAGGGCGGACUCCUCCCUGGACCUCAUGUCUACAGUGGGAGAGAUGGCAUAUGGUAUUUUCUUCGAUGCCAACCUGUGUGGGAUUUCUGAAAACGAAGAACUGGCCGUGUCCAGUGCCCGGCACAGAGCCGUGAUGGAAAUCAAUGAGGAAGGAGUGGAGGCAGCUGCUGCCACAGCCAUUUCCCUGGCACGCACAGCCAAUUUCUUCGAAGUGCAGCAGCCCUUCAUCUUUGUGGUAGUGAAUGAGAAGAGGUUCCCCAUCUUCAUGGGACGCAUCAACAAUCCACAGGCGUCAUAACGUCCUCUUUCUUGCUCCUGUCACUUUCUGUCUGUAGGGUGACACGUCUCCCGCCCGUAGGAUUGUCCUAGGCUCAUCUCGUAGUAUUUACACAUGAUGCUUGGCUUGGCUGUGGUGCAUGCGCAGAGGUCUUCAGAUCCCUCUUCAUUUUAACCAAUUACUUAAACAAAAAUUCCAUGUCCACCUUUUGCUGAGGUCGGGUUUCCCUUCUGCUUUAAUUUCUCUCCAACUUAUUUGCCCCCCCCCUCUGUGCUCAUGUAUAUGAUAGACUGAAAAGGACGUUUCUGUCAGGGUCCUUCUUCUCCCAGGUGUAACCCCACUGCAACAAGCCUGCCAGCCUCUUACGUUUCCUUCUGCUUGAUAAGGAAUAAAAAGUGACCAUAC
Gekko japonicus is the source of this 865-nucleotide messenger RNA. Its product is annotated as plasma protease C1 inhibitor-like. The record is from RefSeq and is a predicted model, not a curated record. NCBI's taxonomy places the organism in Eukaryota, Metazoa, Chordata, Lepidosauria, Squamata, Gekkonidae. The transcript is spliced from 2 exons. Bases 38 to 481 code for a protein of 147 amino acids. Gene Ontology annotation, biological process: negative regulation of endopeptidase activity. Gene Ontology annotation, molecular function: serine-type endopeptidase inhibitor activity.